Messenger RNA from Brenthis ino (lesser marbled fritillary), 750 nucleotides. Lineage: Eukaryota; Metazoa; Arthropoda; Insecta; Lepidoptera; Nymphalidae. The record is from the annotation of a GenBank genome assembly.
AUGAAUAUAGUGUCGCUCAUUUUGUCUAAAUUACCUACAGUCCUACUCUCAAAAUGGUCAGACUAUAGUUUCCCGCUUAUCACCGAGGGCAAGAAGUCACGAUUGGAUAUUUUAGCAGAUUUCUUACAAGAAGAAGCGGUGAAAAUCUCGACGACAUCUAAUAUUCAUCUCAUCGGCAAUAACUUCAACCGCGUACAUAAUACGGUGCUAGUGACAACAGACAAUCAUGACUUUAAGUGUUUAUACUGCCGUGUUUCUAAACAUAAGCUAACAGAGUGCAAGCGCUUUAAAAAAUCACUACGAAAAGAUCGGUGGCGUCACGUUAAACGACACGGCAUCUGUUAUAAGUGUUUACUAUCGCGUCACGAUCGAGAUACAUGUCCGGCCGCGCCGUGUGAUAUCGAGAACUGUGGACAGUCGCAUCAUCGGUUAUUACAUUAUCCUAUAACAAAAGAUAUUCGUUCCCCGGGUAAUAUAAACAUUAAGGAAAUAACAGAAAGUGCAACAGUGACGAACAUUAAUUUAUCUAACUGUAAAGUGUUUUUGAAAACCGUGCCUAUCAAUAUUCAUGGGCCAAACGGUGUAAUUAGUGCUACCGCUUUGCUAGACGACGGGUCGACCGUAUCGUUAAUAGAUUAUGAACUUGUAAAAAAACUCGGACUAAAUGGACAUAAACAAAUUAUGCGUGUGAGUGGUGCAUGGAACAAUAACUCAUUAGAAUGUGUUUGUGAGAUAGUAGACUUAAGCGUG